Molecule: messenger RNA, 1203 nt
Organism: Branchiostoma floridae (Florida lancelet)
Lineage: Eukaryota; Metazoa; Chordata; Leptocardii; Amphioxiformes; Branchiostomatidae
Product: monoglyceride lipase-like
Exons: 7
Coding region: 243-1163 (306 amino acids)
Cellular component (GO): membrane
Molecular function (GO): lipase activity
Source: RefSeq, a predicted model, not a curated record
UGUUUGUCCUUUGGGGGUCAAACUCGACAAGCCGGUUGUAUAGUACGGUUAGGCUCACGCGGGCCAGGGUCACAGUCCACAAUUCUCUCUCUCCACAUAACUUAAUCUCCGCCUAGCUGGUUAAUAACUACCUCAACUAGGUGUAUAUUAACUCCAGGACUGCUGGCGGUAAACUUGAAAACGUGGGAUAGUCCGAAAAGGGACGAGGUUUCGUCGUGAAGCUGACCUGAGGUACUCGGGAAAUGUCGGGCGAUUCCGGAACUAGCGUGGACGGCCCGAAGACUCCACAGGGCGUUUUCUACACCAAGUUGCCCCACCUGGUGAACUCUACGGGACAGUAUCUAUUCUGCAAGUACUGGGAACCACAAGAGCAAGAACCAAGGGCUCUGUUGAUGAUUGUCCAUGGAGUCGCCGAACACUGUCAGAGAUAUGAAGAACUCGCAACAGAACUGAACAAAGAGGGAGUACUGGUUUUUGCACACGAUCAUGUCGGGCACGGCCAGAGCCAGGGUCACCCUGCUGACAUCAAGAGUUUUGACGAGUACGUUCAGGACGUGUUGCAGCACGCCGACAAGAUGCGAGCCGCGCACCCCGGGAUUCCGCUCUUCGUAUUCGGACACUCCAUGGGAGGAGCAAUUGCCACCCUAGCGGCAAUGGAACGGCACACUCUAUUUGCAGGGGUGGUGCUAUCGGCCCCUGCCAUCAUUCCUUCGCCAGAAACAGCCACUACAUUCAGGGUGUUUGCUGCCAAGAUGCUGGCUUCUAUCGUACCGAGGUUUGAAGUUGGGAAAGUGGAUACAAGUUUCGUCAGCCGGGACCCGGCCAAGGUGAAAGCCUACGAAGACGACCCUCUGAUAUACCACGGGGGCCUGCGUGCUCGCUGGGCGGUGCAGAUAUUAGGCGCUAUGGACCAGAUCCGGCAGCGGGUCUCCACCUUCCAGUCACCGCUACUAGCCCUGCAUGGCGACCAGGACAAACUCUCCCUUCCCGAGGGAUCCCAGUUCCUGUACGACAACGCCCCAGUAACGGAUAAACAGAUUAAGAUCUAUCCCGGUUUCUACCACGAGCUUCUGAACGAGCCGCAGCCUGACGCCGAGACGGUACGGACAGACAUCGUGACUUGGGUAACGGAGCGGAUAGAGAGCGAGAGCGUCCAACAUUGACACCAUCCUCGCCAGACUACAGUGUAGAACACCCUUAAGG